UCCCGUCCCGUCCCCGUCAGUCUGUGGGUUGGCAGCGGGUCGGUCGUACGCGUGCUCAGCGAGUCCGUGUCCGUGUCUGUGCGUAUCGCGUGCGAGCGAGUUGUGGCCUUGGUGCGAGUGUUUGCUAUCCGAGCGCCGGAGCAGGCGGAGCAGGCCGGGUGCAAAGUCCCGCCGCGCCGGGCUACGCCGGGCUCCCCGAGGCUCCGCGCCCAGCGUGCGUGCAGCUGUGUUGUGAUUGACCUCAGUGCAUGGAUGAGGUGGUGAAGUGAUUCGUCAGUGCGAUGCUCAAGAACAUGCCCCUGUUUAACAAGCGGAGCUCCAAGAAGGAGUCCGACGCCGUGCCCGUGCUGGGUGACACCAACGGGCACAGCAACGGGGACGUUGGUGACGGCGGCGGCCGCUGGUCGGGCGCGGGGGCGGAGCGCGACCUGGUGCACGGCAGCCCCAACAGCAGGUCGCCCGGGCCGCAGCGGCCACCCCUCGUGUUCCACUGCCAGCAGGCUCACGGCUCGCCCACCGGCCUCAUCUGUGGAUUUUCCACCGUCAGGGAGCUCUAUCAGAAGAUCUCCGAGUGCUACGACUUCCUCCCGGACGAUAUCCUGUUCUGCACGCUCAACACGCACAAAGUGGACAUGACCAAACUGCUCGGCGGCCAGAUCGGACUGGACGACUUCAUUUUCGUACACAGGAAAGGCCGGCCGAAGGAGAUCGAGAUCACCAAGACGGAGGAAGCGCUGGGGCUGACCAUCACGGACAACGGGUCGGGCUACGCCUUCAUCAAGCGCAUCAAGGAGGGCAGCAUCAUUGACUCGGUGCAGUACAUCCAGGUCGGCGACCACAUCGAGAAGAUCGACCGGGUGUCUGUCGUGGGGCGGCGGCACUUCGAGGUGGCCCGCAUGCUCAAGGAGAUCCCCAAGGGCGCCACCUUCACCCUUAGGCUCGUGGAGCCCCUGAAGGCCGGCUUUUCCAAUAUUGGACCUCGAUCAGGACCUCGCCAAGGGAAGGGAAACUACGGUAGUGGGAAGGAGACCCUUCGGCUGCGGGGAAACGGCGGCGCUCAAAUCGAAGAAAUGCCUGAUGCAUCCAUGCAGGCAGCUAUAGACCAUAUCAACGGUCUAUUGGAGAACUUUAUGGGCAUCAACGACACGGAACUAGCAACACAACUCUGGGAAAAGGCGGAGGGCAAGACGAACAGCAUGGACUUCGCUGAGGCUGUCGACAACUCGGACCUCGAAGAGUUAGGCUUACCUGAUGACUUUAUCAUCGAACUGUGGGGAGUGAUAACGGAUGCUAGAGAUGGAAGACUUAAGCCAAAGUAGGGAUAGGCCUGCAGGCACGACGCCUGUGUGAAUACUUGUAAGGGUUGAUACCAAUAGAAAUUGCGGUCUUAAAGAGACACAUCGGCCAGAUAUCCUUGCAGUGUCCUACAAUGAGGGAAAGCACAAAAAUGUCAAACCAAAGGAGAAGGGCUCUGGAAAAUUUUGAAUUCUGGUUGACCAGAAUCGGUAAUGUGUGUUAUUUAUGUUGUGUUCUUUGAUUAAGUUAAUUAUUCUGACUUUGUUACAAAAGUGCCAUUUAAUUUAAAUUACUGUUCCAACACAGCGGAACUUCAGUGGGUUUAAUUAUACUUUUAGCUGCUAUAGUGAAGCCUCUUGUAUGUAUUGUUCAAAGCUUGAUUUUCACUUGUUCUUUUUAAAAUACUUGAUGAGCUGUGCAGCUUGUUGUGCUAGUGUUACAGAAAAAGUGAAAAGUGAUCAAAUUUUUGGUGUUUAUUAAUGUUAAAUGAAGAGACAAAAUUAAAAAUAUCUAAUUGAACUGAGCAGGUGACUUUCCUAUGGACAGUACAAAAUGACUGAAAGCUUCGAGUUCAGAUUUGUUUUUAUAUUAAAUGAAAACACCAUUAAAUAAAAGUAUAAUGCAUUUGUACCAUGGAUUUGAUUGAGUUGCAUGCAUUUGGAUCAGUUAUGCUGCCAUCUUACAAUUAGAAGUAGAGUGAAUACCUCACUGUACUAGCUUAUUUUUAAAAAUUAGCCAUUCUAUUUUAAAGUCCCAAUAGCGGUAGCAAUUAUUUUGCCACCACAUAGUCAUUACUUUAAGUAAUGCACCAGUCCUUUUAGUCCUCCUUAUGUUUACUUUGUAAUGAAUAAUUAAAUCUGUGAAUUAGAGAUUACAAGGACAAGUUUGGAUGUAAGCAUGCAGUAAACAUUUUGAAUCCAGCCAUACUUAUAAACAUUCCAUGUUAAUAAUGUAGAUAGUGUUUAUUGCAAGAUGAUGAUAACAGUUCAAGAGAGGAAAUGUUAUUAUUCAGGGUGACCAAAGGAUGUACAGAAAGUCUUUGAGUGUUAAAUGAUUUGUACAUAAUAAAUUGUUUGAUUAAUGA
This is a messenger RNA of Frankliniella occidentalis (western flower thrips), 2380 nucleotides long. RefSeq names its product PDZ domain-containing protein GIPC3 (gene kermit). The record is from RefSeq and is a predicted model, not a curated record. The coding region runs from base 282 to 1319 and encodes 345 amino acids. Gene Ontology annotation, molecular function: protein binding. The transcript has 6 exons. NCBI's taxonomy places the organism in Eukaryota, Metazoa, Arthropoda, Insecta, Thysanoptera, Thripidae.